AUGGAACAAUCUUGUGGGAAGGAGUUCAAGACGUUGGCGGCGCUGAUUAAUCACCUUGAGAGCGAGAGUUGGCAUUAUGCACCUAACUGGGAAUGCGACGCUUGCGGUGCUGGUUUCCAUCGACGUAAACAGUGCAAGGAUCAUGAGAUCAACUGCUGUUUUUACUGUGAGGACUGCGAGCAGCAGUUUUCAAGCUGGCAUGCCAUUAGCCAACACUUGAACUCUAGUCGGCAUCGUGGACCGAGCCAUUCGAGCGUUUCAGACUAUCAAAAAGGGGUUUCCUGUCCGUUCUGUAAAGCACCCUACCAAGCUGCUAGUGGUGUUGUCCACCAUCUCGAGCGCGGCUGUUGCCCCAACGCACCUCUUGACCGCGACACUCUUGACCAGGAGGUUAGACGACGAGAUCCCGACGGUUUCAUUUGCAACAAACUUCUCGAGUGGCACGGAACAGUGUCUUACCAUGCAACCUCUCUCGCCUACAACUCACGCUAUGGACAAUACGAGUGUUAUUUCUGUGGCGACUUGUUUAGACAGCUGUCGAGCCUAAAUCAGCACCUGGCCUCCCCUCGUCACCAGCAAGAACUCUAUCACUGCCCAAACAGGAAGUGCCUCAAGGAAUUCACCACUCUUGCUGGGAUGGUCAACCACUUGGAAAGCGAAUCAUGCCGCUUUCUACGCUUCGGGGCUGUUCAGAAUGGUAUUCGGGGCUGUUCAGAAUAG
Molecule: messenger RNA, 720 nt
Organism: Fusarium redolens
Lineage: Eukaryota; Fungi; Ascomycota; Sordariomycetes; Hypocreales; Nectriaceae
Product: putative zinc finger protein
Exons: 3
Coding region: 1-720 (239 amino acids)
Biological process (GO): regulation of transcription by RNA polymerase II
Cellular component (GO): nucleus
Molecular function (GO): RNA polymerase II transcription regulatory region sequence-specific DNA binding; DNA-binding transcription factor activity, RNA polymerase II-specific
Source: RefSeq, a predicted model, not a curated record